Menidia menidia (Atlantic silverside) is the source of this 1599-nucleotide messenger RNA. The record is from the annotation of a GenBank genome assembly. NCBI's taxonomy places the organism in Eukaryota, Metazoa, Chordata, Actinopteri, Atheriniformes, Atherinopsidae.
UUGUUUUGUUUUUCCAUCUCUAUCUCUCACCACUACCUCCAGUGGUCCUACGCCCUGGAGAAACCCAACACAGGCAGUGUGUUCAGCCUGGCUUGGUCUGCAGACGGCACCCAGCUGGCCGGAGCUUGCGGAAACGGACAUGUCAUCUUUGCCCAUGUGGUGGAGCAGCACUGGGAGUGGAAGAACUUUGUCAUCACUCUUACCAAGAGGAGAACCAUGCAGGUGAGGAAUGUGCUAAACGAUGCAGUAGACGUAUUGGAAUUCAGGGAUCGCGUCAUCAAGGCCUCUCUGGCUUACGGUCACCUGGUGGUUGCCACUUCCCUACAGUGCUAUGUCUACAACUCAAGAAACUGGAAUACUCCUCUCAUCUUUGAACUGAAGGAGGGAACAGUCAGCCUCAUCCUGCAAGCUGAAAAACAUUUUUUACUUGUGGAUGGAGCGGGUUUAUAUACGUUCUCCUACGAGGGCCGAUUGAUAUCCUCCCCCAAGUUCCCUGGUUUGAGAGCCGACAUCUUAAAUCCCCAAAGUGUGUCUCUUAGUAACGACACAAUUGCCAUUCGUGACAAAAGUGACGAAAAAGUCAUCCUUUUCUUUGAUGUCUUGUCUGGAAAAGCUCUUGGAGAUGGGAAGCCCUUGACUCACAAGCUGGACAUAGUGGAUAUAGCUUUGGAUCAAUGUGGUCCGUCCACUGAAAGGAAAAUCGCGCUGAUUGACAAGAAUCGCGACCUUUACUUGACCUCUGUACGUCAUCCUGGGAGAGAGCCCAAAAUCUGUAAAAUUGGUAGCAUGGUUCACAGCAUGGCAUGGAAUGAUUCCGCUAACGUUUUAUGUGGAAUCCAGGAUAACCAGUUCACAGUGUGGUACUGUCCAAGUGUUGUCUUUACUGACAAAGAACUCCUGCCGAAAACGUUGCACGUGAAAGACAGCAGUGAGUUCAGCCGUGCUCCGCACAUUGUGAACUACGUUGGCUCGAAGGUGACGUUGCGCCAAAGAGAUGGUUCCCUGGUGUACAGCAGCGUGCCUCCUUAUCCUACCCUCCUGUAUGAAUACAGCACCGCUGCGCGCUGGGAGGAUGCUCUGCGUCUCUGCCGCUUCGCUAAAGACCAAUCUUUGUGGGCAUGUCUCGCUGGAAUGGCGAUGGCUAGCAGGGAGCUGGCCACAGCAGAGAUGGCAUAUGCUGCCAUUGGGGAGUUGCCACGGGUACAGUACAUUAACUUUAUUAAAGAGCAGCCAUCAAAGGAGUCUUCUUUGGCCCACAUGCUGUUGUUCAGUGGCCACGUCCAGGAGGCCGAGUCGACACUGUUACAAGCUGGUCUAAUCUACCAAGCCAUCCAAGUGAACAUCGACCUUUUCAACUGGGAGAGGGCACUGGAGCUGGCGGUCAAGCACAAAACCCAUGUGGACACUGUGCUGGCCUAUAGGCAGAAGUUCCUCCAGAAAUUUGGCAGGAAGGAGCCCAAUAAGAGGUUCCUGCAGUACUCUGAAGGGGUUGAGGUAGACUGGGAAAAAAUCCAGGCAAAGAUAGAGAUGGAGUUGUCUAAAGAGAGAGAGAAGGCUGCCAACGCCUCCACGAGGACCAGCGUGGCUUCCCGCCGUUAG